Lates calcarifer (barramundi perch) is the source of this 4383-nucleotide messenger RNA. Its product is annotated as phosphatidylinositol polyphosphate 5-phosphatase type IV. The record is from RefSeq and is a predicted model, not a curated record. Gene Ontology annotation, molecular function: inositol-polyphosphate 5-phosphatase activity. Gene Ontology annotation, biological process: phosphatidylinositol dephosphorylation. Bases 1327 to 3255 code for a protein of 642 amino acids. The transcript is spliced from 11 exons. Lineage: Eukaryota; Metazoa; Chordata; Actinopteri; Centropomidae.
AAUUUAGUGGAAACUGACUUUAGAUCUAACUUGGGAACUAAUUAGACAAUGUUAGCAGAUAACAUACUACCUUAGUUUCUGCUUGUGAAUAUACAAUAGAUUUUUCAAACCCUUUUCAAUCAGUUCCUCCAGUUGUACCUUUUUGAUGAUGUGAAAGCUAGUUAGUCUCUCUGUAAGUCUGCUACAGGCUUGUGUGGAUGAGAUUGUCAGAGAUUUCACUCAUUCAAAUGAGAAAAUUAAGUUCACUGAUUUGUUUGAUAUAAACUUAUCUAACCCUUAUUAUAACGACACAGUGUGAGAAUUUCAAUGACAAUGAUUAACUGGAUGUUGUCACAACAGUAUGAACUUAAUAUAAUGAUGUAAUUAGUCAUUUACACUGUAUCAUUGUGCAUGAUUAGUAAGCUGCAUUGGGCACAAAAUGUAAUCUUUUUUAAGAGACACUGAAUGUGUAGCAUGUUAAUGAAAAUAAUCAGUUAUGAAACAGUCUAAUGCUGUCACAUAUAGUAUGAUGCUGAAAUAAAAAUAGUACAGAGUACAUCCAUGGUCUGAUAAACAUCCACUGGAGCCCUACUGACCCCUACUGUACAUGUCAAUUUAAUUAUUCACCCAGGCACCAAGAAACCAUGUAGAGGUGAAAUGACAGAAAAACUAAUUUGCAAUAAUUUUAGUGUUUUUUGAACUAUCAGACUAUCAGAAUGUGUUAACUUGGGCUUCAGUGGAUAAAGAUGGACCACAAUUUACAGACAUUGUACAAAUAAUCAAUUGAUUAACUGGGAUGCUUGUAGUUCUACUUCUCGGCACUGAGUGGCGCUGUGACACAUGCUGCAUUCACCGUGUGACUCUCUUGGUAACAAAAUCUGUGUUGUCAAACGUUGCUAAGGAAGUUAUAGAGCUACUUUUUAAAUUAGCCACUCUGAGAUCAAACAGCGGUAUACGAGAGGUAACUUUACUUCAGCGUGAUAACACGUAAAUAACUACAGAAGACGGAAACUAUCGACACCACCCAUUUAUUAACACGAUUUAAUAAACGCUCGCUUAAAGCGUUAGCUCGGCUGGUCUGUACAUCGCUACUGUUUUGCUAACAUUUAACUGCUUUGCUAACUAGUUACUGUGGGGUUAUUAGCUAACUAAGCUAACCUAGAGAGUUAACUAAUGUUAUAGCUGUAUGUCUGGCUGGAUGACAGCUUGGUAAGCGGAAAUCACGGCGCUUCUAUUAAGCGAUGACAACAGGAAUUUUGGUUCAAUCUCUUGGCUAAGGUGUAGGUCACUUAAUGAUGAGAGUACUUUGUCCACCUGACCACAGCUGGUCUCAGACAUGAUGAGAGGAUGACUGAGAAUGGAGAGGACAGCAGCCUCCAUCAGAAUUGUCAAGCUCCUGACAAAGGAGAUUCAGUUGUCACUGACAGCAGGCCACGCAAGACCUCUUUAGUGGAUGUCAAACCCUGCAAGGAACACAGUGAUGCCCUUAAACUCACUGCUAGAAAGGGAGAGGGAGAGGUCAGUCCGUACCAGCCUCGGCCACCCUCAUUGCCCAGGCAAGCAAAGUCCAGCAAAAGUGGCUCAGUUGAGGAGACGGUGAGAAACAGGAGGCUGAGAAACAGCCAGGAGAGUCUGAGCGACCCGGCUGAGACUGGCUCCUCCACAGACUCGCUUAAAGAGGACCAAACAGUAGCAGCUCCAGGUGGGUUUGUUGUCAGUAGUGCUGCCACCAUCAGGAACCGGGACACCAGUGUGAGACCACACUCUGCUGUUGCGACAGGAUCCCCAGUCUUCCGGGAGAGAGGGAGCAGUCUCUCUGAGUAUGAAAGGAGGCCUCACAGCCAGCAGAGCGACCCCACAGACCACCGGGGGAGGUCCACCAAGCAGCGACUGUCUCCGGUGCAACCCAUGGGGCCGCUGCCUGCUCUGGAGAAGAGCUUCGUGUCAGCCACUUUAAGGGCAGCUAAUAGGAUUGACAGGGAUUGUUUGGAUUAUGGCGUGCUGGCCAGAGAGAAGCUCAGGGAGAGACUCCACAGGAACCUGAGCGACAGCCGGCUUCUGGAGAACAUGGGGUCGGACAGUGCCUCUGUCAACUCCAUGAGGUCCACCUACAGCGUGCUCAGCCCCAUCAGACCGCAGGAUGUGAGGAACAGGAGCUUUUUGGAGGGCAGCGUGCUUGGAAGUGGUGCUCUGCUUGGGGCUGAGGAGCUGGACCGUUACUUCCCCAACAGGAGAGUGGGUGUCUACAUCGCCACAUGGAACAUGCAGGGAGAGAAGGGGCUGCCAGCCAACUUAGAUGAUCUCCUCCUUCCAACAGACUCUGAAUUUGCACAAGACUUUUAUAUUAUCGGGGUCCAGGAGGGCUGUCCUGACAGGAGGGAGUGGGAGACGCGUCUUCAGGAGACUCUGGGACCUUAUUACGUCAUGCUGUACGCAGCAUCACAUGGUGUUUUGUAUCUCACUGUAUUUGUCAGAAGAGACCUCAUCUGGUUCUGCUCAGAGGUGGAGCACGCCACGGUCACAACCAGGAUCAUCUCUCAGAUCAAGACCAAAGGGGCCGUGGGAAUUGCCUUCACCUUUUUUGGCACUUCCUUCCUCUUCAUCACAUCCCAUUUUACCUCUGGGGAUGCUAAAGUUUACGAGAGAAUACUCGAUUACAAUAAGAUUGUCGAGGCUCUAGCCCUUCCAAAAGGCCUUCCAGACACCAACCCUUACCGAUCCACACCAUCUGACGUCACCACAAGAUUUGACCAGGUCUUCUGGUUUGGAGACUUUAACUUUCGGCUGAGUAAGGACCGGGUGGAUGUGGAGAGCAUCAUGAACCGCACAGUGGAUGGUGAUAUGGGCCCCCUGUUGGAGCAUGACCAGCUCUUCAAGGAGAUGAAGGAUGGUUCAAUCUUUAAAGGUUUUCAAGAGGCAACGAUACACUUCCUCCCCACAUACAAAUUUGACAUCGGCUGCGACAUCUACGACACUACGUCUAAACAGAGAACGCCUUCAUACACAGACAGGAUCCUGUUCAGGAACAGGCAGGCUGAAGACAUAAAAGUGGUCAAGUACACCAGCUGCUCCAGCAUCAAGACCUCAGACCAUCGACCCGUCAUCGGUGUCUUCCAGGUCAAACUAAGGCCAGGCAGAGACAAUAUUCCUCUGGGUGCAGGACAGUUCGACCGAGGCUUGUAUUUGGAGGGCAUUAGGAGGAGGAUCACCAGAGAGCUGAAGAGGAGGGAAGCCAUGAAGAACCAAAGUAGCAGCACCAUCUGCGCCAUCGCUUAGACCCUUAAAGUGGACUCGCCAGACCAGACCAGACCAGGCUGGACUGGAUCAAACCGUGCCACAAAACAGGCAGGUGGAAAAGGACCAAAAGGAAACCGGAGUUGUCUUAAUUACACAGUACCCAGCGCUGAUUGUGGUAACUGAGCAGAGUGCGCCCUCUAUUGGACAUUGUUAGGAGCUGUGUGUGUGUGUGUGUAUGCAUAUGUCCUGCUGGUCAAGAGAUGUGGCUGGCUGUACUUGAGGGCAGGGACCUUAAGGUCAGACAGAGAGAGAUUUGCAGACACAGCAGCAGCAGUCUGGCCUUUAUUUAUUCACCCCCUUCUACUCAAACGUGACUGGGACAGAGUGGGAUGGGGUGGGGCGGGGUUUAGGGGGCUGCCAUCAUGGCUUACUCUUCAGUCACACACUGCAACCUGAACUGAUUUAACCUCGCAGGCUCUGCAUUACAUUUUCAGAUACAUUUUUAGGUGUUUAAAAAGCAUCAUGAACCACAAUGUUUUUUUUUUUGUUUUUUUCUGAAUGCUACAUCUUGCCUUGUGAAUUUGUCAUCAGUAAGCAUUUAGGUGUCUGCCAUUGGUCCAUUUUUAACUUGAAUUGUGUUCUGAGCUGAAUGAACGACUGAAGAAGGGAACUGUAGCUACAUUAUUUCUGUCAUGAGGUCAAAUAUAUCAUAUAAAGAGCAUGACAUUAAUGAAUGCUGCAGCUAUGAGGUUGUUAUUACUUAUUAUGUGCUACUGUUGAAUUUCAGGGAGAUCAAAUAUAUUUGACAGCUUAUAUUAAACUGUUUUUUUAAGGGAACUCACCUCCUAUAAAAUCGAUUGAGCAUUUUAUUUACAAUGUUAACACCUGUCAUGACUAUUUCUCUUAUUAGGCCAAGUGAUCCUUGAUCCUGAUUGUAACUUAUUGCCUUACCUCUCAUCUCACUGUGUAACCUCAUAUAUUCUACAAACUGUCCAUGUACUGUAUGUUGUGUACCGUAUUAAUGAAUUUGCAUUCCCAGCAUGAAGAGCAGUCUGCGCUAAGAAAAAAAAAGUGCCUGUGGGUCUUGUUUUCAUUUCCUCAGGACCUCUUUAUCUUUUUAUAUGUCACCUAUGGCGUAACACCCCUUAAUAAACAUUUUAAAACACA